Messenger RNA from Puccinia triticina, 435 nucleotides. RefSeq lists its product as uncharacterized. Bases 1 to 435 code for a protein of 144 amino acids. The transcript has 2 exons. Lineage: Eukaryota; Fungi; Basidiomycota; Pucciniomycetes; Pucciniales; Pucciniaceae. The record is from RefSeq and is a predicted model, not a curated record.
AUGAUUUGGACCACGGGGUGGGGAAUCUUGUUUGGCGUUUGGCGCUCGAAGCAGUGGAUGCGGAUGCCGAUGAUGAGUGCCAGCCCCUUCGGCCUUCCGCAGAGGUCUGCCGGCUAUUCACGCCCAGUCAGGCGGUUUAUGAAAACCUUUGGACAGAACAAAGGCAUCUUCCAACAAAUUAGGAGGGACAAGCACGACUUGGCUCAGCCCGCAUCGGUGGUGUCCGUUGGUGGGGUUCCUCAGUGGUUAUUUGGGCUGAGGAUAGCCAUCAGCGGCAGUCGGCCAUCCCUUCAGCUCCUGACCAGCCAUCUGCUGCUGGCCAGGCCCGACUUGAAGGAAAUGGCGGCGCUGGCCUCCAGCCAUCUUUUCCUCCAGCAGAAUUUAGACGGCUGGCUGGGCUCGAUCCGCCUGGCACACGAGCCCAUUCGUCCUUAA